AUGUCAACGCAUUUGGCAGCUUCUCUGUUCAGAAACAUUUAUCAUUUGACGCAAAAUGGGUUCACGAUCACUGAACUCAUUGAUAUUAUAGAAACGUAUGAAAAAGUUCAUGAAGAGAAUUUAAUUGAUGAUGAAAUUGCACAGAUAUGUAUUCUUUCAAACUCCAACUUGGACUUGUGGAAAUAUUGUAUUGAUGUUCGUCAAGGUAACAUUAACAAUAUGAAUACUGAUACAUGUACAGGUAUUCCAAUCAUUUAUGAAUGCUUACAGUCUACUAAAAGUAGUCUCUACGACCUGGAUCUAUUUGAAUAUUUAAUUGAAAAAGUGGAUGUAGUUUUUGACAAGAAAGCAGCUGUGCAAUUGAAAGUGGAUGCCUUGCAUCAUUACAUGGUCCGCUUGAUGUCUAAACUAUAUAAUUUGCAACACUCGACAGAAAAUCAUAGAUGGACAAAGAUAUUUCUCACACUAUUUAGUAAGGGAUCUAGAGUUUCAGAGAAAAUCAACGAAAGAACAGCUGUGGAUCUCAUGAAUCAAUAUUCUCCGUAUUUAGAUGAUUUUUCUGAAAUAAUAAAUAAUCAAUUGAGGCGAGAGCAAGAGGAUCAGAAGUCAUCAAGUGUAUAUAUUUCAUUAAUUUAA
Messenger RNA from Naegleria lovaniensis, 636 nucleotides. RefSeq lists its product as uncharacterized. The record is from RefSeq and is a predicted model, not a curated record. The transcript has a single exon. The coding region runs from base 1 to 636 and encodes 211 amino acids. Lineage: Eukaryota; Heterolobosea; Eutetramitea; Acrasida; Naegleriidae.